GGUAGCAUCGUCUUGAGCACAGCUGCUGAAGAACUCACGAUAUCGUCUGAUGUUGGGCAUUGCUGCCUGCGACCUGGGCCCCUUCCAACCCCCCUGGGCACAGGGUCAGGCAAAGAGCAAAUUAGCGACAAGCCACCACCGCACAAUAACGAUCAAGUGAUAGUCCCGCCCUGUUGAUGUCGAUUAAGGUCUUCAGGGUUCAAUGCAAGGGUCCAAUGGUGUUUCGGCAGUCGAGGUACAACGCUAUCGAAAGUUUAACCUACGGGGGCUGGCCGGCCCAUUUCCGUGUAUCGAUCCAACCAAAAGCCGAAGCUUAUAUGGCCCGGAGAAGACGGCUCGUGUCACACACGGCAGCUUGUGCUAUGUACCUCUAUCAGCGAGCGAGCGAUCGACUUCGGGAUAUUACUCGCUGCAAAGGAUUCUCCUGCUUUUGGUGUCUCUCGGAGACGAGCGAAGAGAGACGUUCCUGCGACUGUGCAUUUCGGGCAUGUCUUGCGAUGUACACGCCAACAGCCCCCCCUUCCCCCGAAUCCACUUCUUGACCGGUCUGUCGUCUCGUCCAGUGGCGGGCAGAGAAAAUGCACCAUUCAUGCAUCUUGGGCCCGGGGGAAGGGAGUUUUCACCGGCGGCGCUUGCCAGCCUAUUCGCAAGAUGUGCGGAUCCGAGCGCCGCAUCAGAUUUGGGAGGGGCGAAGACCCUUAGGCCUCAAGAGCGAACAGCAGCCAGCAGUGGGUGCAGGGGCUAACCAUGGCCGCGAGAUGAAAAGAGCACGAUGAAUGGG
Messenger RNA from Colletotrichum navitas, 781 nucleotides. RefSeq lists its product as uncharacterized. The transcript has a single exon. Bases 203 to 745 code for a protein of 180 amino acids. The record is from RefSeq and is a predicted model, not a curated record. NCBI's taxonomy places the organism in Eukaryota, Fungi, Ascomycota, Sordariomycetes, Glomerellales, Glomerellaceae.